Molecule: messenger RNA, 8076 nt
Organism: Mercurialis annua (annual mercury)
Lineage: Eukaryota; Viridiplantae; Streptophyta; Magnoliopsida; Malpighiales; Euphorbiaceae
Product: piezo-type mechanosensitive ion channel homolog
Exons: 21
Coding region: 310-7758 (2482 amino acids)
Source: RefSeq, a predicted model, not a curated record
AUUAGGACGAUUAAUAAGAGUUUAAUUAUUAUAGGAGCAGAGUAAGCAAAAAGCCUGGCGCCUCUCUUAAUCCUGUUGUUUUUUCUCAUAAAGCAAGCAAAAGCAAAUCGAUACCAAAUACGAAAGUGAAGCAAACCGUCCACCGGUUUCGACUUCCUUUCGUAAACCAAAAAAUCAAUCAAUUCUUUCAAUUCGAUUUCGCCGGCGGCGCAGAGCAAGUUCGUAGAUCGGUUAAUUCCGAUUAGGAAGUGAUAUUUACAGUGAUGAGACUAAAAAAGUCAACAUUAUUUUGUUGUUUGAGCUAAAACAAUGGCCAAUUUUCUUGUCGGAUUUGUUUUGCCGUUACUUCUCCUUAUAGCUGCUUUGAUAAAUUGGAGUUUGAUUUCGUUUGUUGAUUUAAUAGCUUUUCUUCUCAUUCAGUAUGCUGCGCCAAAAUCAGGUUUUCGUUUCCGAAGGCGAUUUGUGUUAUUGUGGCCUGUUAUAUUGUUUUCCCUUAUUGUUAUUCUUUCCCAGCUUGUAUAUAUUAUUAUAUGGUCCAUUAAGGGAAAUAAAUGGAGUGAAGCAAAUGCUUGGUGGGCACAUCUAAUUGGUUUUAUGGUAGUUGAGUCCUGGCGAUCGCCGUCUGUGAUAUAUUUUUUGGUUAUACAGCUGUUAGCACUUUUUGUUGCUUUAGUUGAUGUAUAUGGGAAUAGGUUUGGUCUAUUUCCUUGGCAAGAUUCUUGUUGGGGGCACUUUGUAACUAUUCUUGAAAGGAUAGGCUCUCAUCUUAGGGUCGCAUCCUGUUUGCUAUUGCCUGCCAUUCAGCUGGGUGUGGGAAUCAGCAAUCCCACGUGGCUUUCGCUGCCUUUUUUUAUCGGUAGCUGUGCUGGUCUCGUAGAUUGGUCACUGACAAGCAAUUUUCUAGGGCUUUUCAGGUGGUGGAGGCCUCUUCAGCUGUAUGCAGGCUUUAACAUAAUCCUACUUUAUGCGUAUCAGCUUCCUGUAGAAGUCCCCAGUAUAUUUCACUGGAUAGCUGAUUUUGUUGGUCUCUUCAAAAUAUCUGAAAAGACGGAGUGGCCUGAAAUUUGUUCUGGGAUUUCCCUUGUAUUAUACUAUAUAAUGCUGUCUUUUGUUAAAUGUGAUUUGGAGGAAAUGAAUUUUAUUAUGUCUAUGAGAAAAAGUAACUUGACUGAGCAGCUUCUCCCCUUGAGGCAUUCGUUUUUCAUUCGUGAAUCUCGAUCGGGUGUCAGGCAUACCAAUGUUUUAUUAAGGAGAGCAGUUUUUCGGACCUUUAGUAUCAACUUUUUCACGUACGGUUUUCCGGUCUCCUUGUUUGCUCUUUCCUACUGGAGUUUUCAUUUUUCCAGUCUAUGCGCAUUUGGGUUGCUUGCAUAUGUAGGCUACAUUGUAUUUGCCUUCCCAUCUGUAUUUCGUAUGCACCGGUUAAAUGGGUUGCUUCUUGUCUUCAUUCUCUUUUGGGCAGUCGGCACAUAUAUCUUCAAUCUAGCUUUUUCACUCCUGACCAGGAAGCUUGGGAAGGAUAUGAAAAUCUGGGAGAUGGUUGGAUUGUGGCAUUAUCCCAUUCCUGGAUUCUUUUUGCUUGCACAAUUUUGUCUUGGCGUUUUGGUUGCUUUGGGUAAUCUUGUGAACAACUCCGUAUUCCUCUAUGUGUCUGAUGAGAGUAAUCAACCUUCAAAUGCAACCUCCAAAGAAGAAGUGGAAGAAGAUACCAAGGUGUUGAUUGUGGCUACUAUUGCAUGGGGACUGCGGAAAUGUUCUCGGGCUAUUAUGCUAGCACUUAUAUUCCUCAUUGCCAUGAAACCUGGUUUUGUGCAUGCUAUUUACAUGAUAUGUUUCUUGAUAUAUCUUUUGAGCCACGACAUCAGCAGAAAGAUUCGCCAAUCCAUGAUUCUUCUAUGUGAAGUUCACUUUGCACUGUUAUACAUUCUUCAGAUUGAUCUAAUCUCCCAAACUUUGGAGGAAAGAAGUUCUUCAACUAUAGAAGUUCUGUUACAGCUUGGUCUUCUCAAAGAAUAUAGUUUUUGGGAAUUCUUGGAAAUUGCCCUGCUUGCAUGCUUCUGUGCCAUUCAUAACCAUGGUUUUGAGGUGUUAUUUUCAUUCUCAGCAAUUGUGCAGCACACACCAAGCCCUCCUAUGGGAUUUAGCAUCUUGAAAGCCGGUCUAAAUAAAUCAGUCUUGUUGUCAGUGUAUGCCUCCUCAACUGCCAAAUACAGCCAUGAUAAUCAUUCUUAUGAGAGUAGAAUAGCAGCAUUCCUCAGUGCAGUUGGGCAGAAAUUUUUAUCCAUGUAUCGAUCAUGUGGAACCUACAUUGCUUUCCUAACUAUUCUUCUUGCAGUAUACUUGGUAACACCCAAUUACGUAUCAUUUGGGUAUAUAUUGCUGCUCCUCGUUUGGAUAAUUGGAAGGCAACUUGUUGAGAAAACAAAAAGGCGUUUAUGGUUUCCUUUAAAAGCAUAUGCAAUCAUGGUUUUUGUCACCAUCUAUAGCUUGAGCAGUUUCCCCUACUUUGAGAUGUGGCUGUCCAGGUUCAUAGAUCUGUAUGUUUAUUUGGGUUACAAUUCAGGGGCUUCAUUCCUGCAAAAUGUUUGGGAGUCUCUGGCUAUCUUGAUUGUGAUGCAACUUUACAGCUACGAGAGGAGACAGAGCAAGUAUAACAGGUCCAGUGAUCCUGAUGCAUUGGAUUCUGGGGUAUUUGGGUUCUUCAAAAGGUUUCUGAUUUGGCACAGUCAGAAGAUCUUGUUUAUUGCAUUAUUCUAUGCGUCUUUGUCUCCAGUUAGUGCAUUUGGUUUUGUCUAUUUACUUGGCCUCAUAAUGUGUUCAACUUUAUCAAAAACUUCUCGUGUACCAUCCAAAUCAUUCCUGUUGUAUACCGGGAUUAUAGUGGCAUCAGAGUAUCUAUUCCAAAUGUGUGGUAGACAAGCUGGAAUGUUUCCUGGGCAAAAGUACUCCAAGCUUUCCCUUUUCUUGGGUUUCCGUGCAUACAAGCCAGGUUUUUGGGGUCUAGAGUCAGGACUGAGAGGAAAAGUGCUAGUAAUUGCUGCUUGCACUCUUCAGUACAAUGUAUUCCGUUGGUUGGAAAAGAUGCCAAUUACUAUUCCAGAUAUAGGAAGGUGGGAAGAGCCUUGUCCAUUGUUUGUCUCAGAUGAAGAUACUAUUACAAAUGGUUCUGUAACCAAUGAUGACAAUAAGGCAACAUCAGACUAUAGUGUGCCAUCCAUGAAAAAGGGAACUGCUACAGCUACAGGCAUUUUCUCUCUCCCCUCUAGUCUUACUCGAGCACCUAAUACUUACAAUAAAACAGAUAGUUCUGCAAGUGGUGGGACCAGAAUUUUUUCAUUUGGAUAUAUUUGGGGAAGCACCAAGGAGAGUCAUAAGUGGAAUAAGAAGAGGAUUCUUACAUUGAGAAAUGAAAGAUUUGAUACACAGAAGGCUCUUCUAAAAAUAUAUUUGAAGUUCUGGAUGGAGAAUAUGUUUAACCUCUUCGGCCUUGAAAUAAAUAUGAUUGCAUUGCUUCUGGCCAGCUUUACUUUGUUGAAUGCCAUCUCUCUUCUAUGUGUUGCGUUGCUUGUUGCUUGUAUUCUUGUAAACCGUCGCAUCACACGGAAGUUGUGGCCCAUGGUUGUGACCUUGUUUGCAUCCAUUCUCAUCCUAGAGUACUUUGCCCUAUGGAGGACCAUCUCUCCUUUGUAUCAAAAUGCCUCAAGUGAUACUGACAUAGUUUGUCAUGACUGCUGGAACAACUCAACUCUUUAUUUUCAGUAUUGCAAGAACUGCUGGCUGGGGCUUACUGUGGAUGAUUCGCGUGUACUUGCCAACUAUUUUGUCAUCUUUAUGCUUGCAUGUUUCAAAUUGCGUGCAGAUCGUUUGUCUAGUUUUUCAGGCUCUUCAACAUACCGCCAGAUGAUGUCUCAGCGUAAAAAUACAUUUGUUUGGAAGGAUCUCUCAUUUGAAACUAAAAGCAUGUGGACUUUUCUUGACUACAUGAGACUUUACUGCUAUUGCCAUCUAUUGGAUCUUGUGCUUUGCUUGAUAUUGAUUACGGGAACCCUUGAGUAUGAUAUUCUGCACCUUGGUUAUCUUGCAUUUGCUCUGGUUUUCUUUCGGAUGAGACUUGUAAUAUUGAAAAAGAAGAACAAGAUCUUCAGGCUCUUACGCAUAUAUAACUUUGCUGUCAUUGUUCUAUCUCUUGCCUAUCAAUCUCCUUAUGUGGGUGUUAGUGCUGGGAAUUGUGAGACAACCGGUUACAUAUAUGAGAUGAUUGGAUUUUAUAAGUAUGACUACGGGUUUCGAAUUACUGCAAGAUCUGCACUUGUUGAGAUUAUCAUAUUUAUGUUGGUCUCACUGCAGUCUUAUAUGUUCUCCUCCAGCGAAUUUGAUUAUGUUUCACGAUAUCUUGAAGCAGAGCAAAUUGGAGCCAUUGUCCGCGAGCAAGAGAAGAAAGCUGCCUGGAAAACUGCACAAUUGCAACAUAUUCGCGAAACUGAGGAGAAAAAACGCCACCGUAACUCGCAAGUAGAGAAGAUGAAGUCUGAGAUGUUAAACUUACAAAUUCAGCUUCACGACAUUAAUUUAACUACUACUGCUGAUGACUCUUCUCCUGACAGAGAAGGUCUAAGGAAAAGGAAAAGUACUUAUCCUACUUCUAGAAGGCAUUCUUCUAGCCCGGAGAUGGAUGAAGGAAAUCUUAGGAAACAGGAGCCGCUAAUUAAUGAGGAUUCAGAAUUUUCAUUUGAAAGGAUCAAGUCUCCAUUUAAUUUGAUUGCAGAAAAUCUGGAAAGAGAAAUGUCUCCUAAGUUUUCUUCAGAGUCUCCCAUUUGUGAGAUCACCGAAAUCAGAGAGGAAUCAACUGAUAGCAUACAUUUUGAUUCUGGAAAAAAAGAAACCCAGUCAAAAGAAAAUGCUUUGAAAUCUGCAGUACAGCUGAUAGGAGAUGGUGUUACCCAGGUGCAGUCUAUUGGAAAUCAAGCAGUUAACAACCUUGUGAGCUUCUUGAACAUACCAGAAGAUUCCGAUUCAAGUGAGCACUUAUCGUCAGAGAAUGAGGUAUAUGAUGAGAUAGAUAGCCAAAAGAAUAAGCAUAUACAUUUGGACCGUUCCUCUUCCCUGCAGUCUGAUAUGAGUUCUGAUGCUACAAGUCUGCAGAUAGGAAGAAUCUUUCGACAUAUAUGGUCCCAAAUGCGGUCUAACACUGAUGUUGUGUGUUAUUGUUGUUUUGUUUUUGCAUUUCUUUGGAACUUUAGUUUGCUCUCUAUGGUGUAUCUUGUGGCUCUCUUCUUAUAUGCUUUAUGUGUCAACACCGGCCCAAGUUACAUCUUCUGGGUUAUCAUGCUGAUUUACACUGAAGUAUACAUUUUGGUUGAGUAUCUGUACCAAAUUAUCAUUCAACACUGUGGGUUGACAUUUAAUUUGGUCCUCCUUCGCGACCUAGGAUUUCCUUUACAUAAAAUCAGCUCAUCCUUUGUCAUCAGUUCAUUGCCUCUGUUCCUUGUCUACUUAUUUACCCUCUUACAGAGUUCUAUAGCUGCAAAAGAUGGUGAAUGGAUGCCAUUCGUGGACAGGAAAUUUUUCAGAAGAAAUUCUCUGCUCGGAGAAGAGGUUCAUCUAAAUUAUAGUUGGAGUGAGAAGGCAGAGGAACUGCUACAUAUAAUGACAAGUAUGGUAAAGUUGAUAGUCAGAAGCAUUUUUAGGUACUGGGAAUCACUCACGCAGGGAGCAGAAUCUCCUCCAUAUUUUGUCCAGGUGUCAAUGGAUGUGUGUCUGUGGCCAGAAGAUGGAAUUCAGCCAGAGAGGAUUGAAUCUGGAAUAAACCAAUUGCUUAAAAUUAUUCAUGAUGACAGAUGCAAAGAAAAGAACCUGGAUGGUUGUCCUUUUGCUAGUAGGAUUCAUGUCCAGAGCAUUGAAAGAAGUGAAGAGAACCCAAAUAUGGCCUUGGUUGUUUUGGAGGUGGUCUAUGCCUCCCCUUUGACAAACUGCACAUCAGCAGAAUGGUACAAGUCACUGACUCCGACAGCUGAUGUAGCAAAGGAGAUUCUUAAAGCUAAAGAAGAGGGGUUUGUUGAAGAAAUCGGGUUUCCAUACCCUAUUGUCUCUGUCAUUGGGGGAGGUAAAAGAGAAAUUGAUCUGUAUGCCUAUGUAUUUGGUGCAGAUUUGAGUGUGUUCUUCCUAGUCGCAAUGUUCUACCAAUCUGUGAUUAAACAUAAAAGUGAAUUUCUAGAUGUUUCUCAACUUGAAGAUCAGUUUCCAAAGCAGUUCGUAUUUAUCUUAAUAAUAAUCUUUUUCUUAAUUGUCGUGGAUCGUAUAAUUUACCUCUGUUCCUUCGCCACUGGAAAAGUUAUCUUCUAUAUUUUCAACCUCAUCCUAUUCACAUACUCGGUCACUAUAUAUGCUUGGCAAUCGGAACCUUCCCAAAAACAAACUAUAGGGCUAGCUCUUCGUGCUAUAUUUCUCGCAAAAGCAAUCUCUCUAGCACUGCAGGCUAUUCAAAUCCGAUAUGGGAUUCCUCAUAAAAGCACAUUGUAUCAGCAGUUUCUGACUAGCCAAGUAACCCGUAUUAAUUAUUUAGGCUAUAGACUCUAUCGAGCUCUACCGUUCCUUUAUGAAUUGCGGUGUGUGCUGGACUGGUCAUGUACAACUACAUCUUUGACUAUGUAUGAUUGGCUGAAGCUGGAGGAUAUACAUGCAAGUCUUUACCUGGUUAAAUGCGAUAACGUCUUGAAUAGAGCUACACACAUACCAGGAGAGAGACAAACAAAAUGGACCAAGUGUUGCAAUGGGAUAUGCCUCUUCUUCAUAUUGAUCUGUGUUAUUUGGGCUCCUAUGCUGAUAUACAGCAGUGGUAACCCAACAAAUAUUGCAAACCCUAUUAAAGAUGUAAGUGUGCAGCUUGAUAUCAAGACAGUGGGUGGAAGGUUAACACUGUAUCAAACUACUCUUUGUGAAAAAUUCCCAUGGGAGAAAGUCAACUCUGAUAUUGAUCUAGAUCCCCAUCAUUAUUUGGAUAUGUAUAAUAAAAUUGACAUUCAGCUGAUAUGUUGCCAAGGAGACGCAAGUACAUUAUGGCUUGUCCCUGAUGUGGUUCAGACGAGAUUUAUACAGUCCCUUGACUGGGAUUUGGAUAUGGAUAUUCUUUUCAUUUGGGUCCUAUCCAGGGAUAGGCCAAAGGGCAAGGAAGUUGUGAAAUAUGAGAAACCUGUUGAUCCUAUAGAUCUUCCAAAUCGAACAGACAUCCAAAAAGUUCUGAAUGGCUCUACAAAGAGCUUUAGGAUACAUAAUCUUUAUCCAAGAUACUUGCGUGUAACCGGUUCAGGUGAUGUCAGACCUUUGGAGCAAGAGGAAAGUUCAGUCAGUGCGGAUCUUGUAAUGAAUCGUCAAGAUUUUAGUUGGUGGUCAUUUCAUGAUAUCAAUAAAUCAGAUGUGAGAGGCUGUGGAGGUUUAACAGGACCUAUGGCCAUCAUAAUGUCCGAAGAGACUCCUCCUCAGGGUAUUCUAGGCGACACAAUCAGCAAGUUCAGCAUAUGGGGUCUAUAUAUAACCUUUGUGCUUGCAGUAGGCCGUUUUAUCAGACUUCAGUGCUCAGACUUAAGAAUGAGAAUACCAUAUGAGAAUCUACCAUCUUGCGACAGGUUGAUAGCGAUUUGCGAGGAUAUAUAUGCAGCUAGAGCAGAAGGUGAACUUGGAGUUGAAGAAGUACUUUACUGGACACUUGUAAAGAUAUACAGAUCACCUCACAUGCUGCUCGAAUACACUAAACCGGAUUAGUUCAAAACAAACGUUUGAUCCACCGAAAUUUAACAAUAUGUCGUCUUUGGUUAUUCGUUUUGCAGCCGUAAGAAAUUAUGAAACUUCAGUUGCACGGUUUUCUGAGGAGAGUUUGCAAUUUUUUAAUUUGCAAUGGAGCUGCUGAUUAAUGUUGUAAUUUAGACUGAUAACUGUUUUUUGCCUUGUAGUUGUACAUAAUAGUCUUGGUUAAACACAACCAUACACAACUUUUUUAGUGAAAUGAAAAUCUUAUCUAACAAAAUUCACACACUAAAAAUAUGUAAUGAAUUUUUCUUAGUUGCAAUCUCUUAGAAUUAA